AUGCUGUUAUCUUCAUCAAAACGCGGCCCAGCCGCUAGUAAAGCAAGACUGGCCGCCCAAAUUAGAACGAGGGAAAAGCCGCCAUCCGACGGAGCGCAUUGGAUGGGCGGCGAUAUGACCGACACAGAUAUUCUCCUGGAAAAAAAGAGAGAUAUCCAUGCUCUUCAGCGGCACCGAUAUCAGGAUUACUUCGACAAUCUAUCUAAGGUUUAUGUUGAUGGCUGCCCCAACCUUCUGAAUACCGAAGAAAAGCUUCGCGAAGUCGUCCAAGAGGAGAUAGCCAAUCAAGAAAAAGGGUGCCCUUCGACUGGGGGUUCCAACCGUCUUCAGUUCUUGAAUGCCCGAUAUUGGAGUUUGUCUCAAGAGUGGUGGCGCUGGCGGUCUGCACUGCAUCCCGGACCUCAGUUGUGGGGGUUUGAGUUGUGGCGGUCCCACCCAAGAUGGUAUAUGCAUCGUGAUCUUGUGAAUGAUUGUGUUGGUCGUCAGGGGUGCUGUGCCCGUGGUUGUGGUUGUUGUGUAAACCGCAAGAUUGACGACUCGCGUAUCCUUGGGGUCGGACACUGUACCCUUGGAUGCGCCUGUUGUGAAAGGGCUCGAGGCUUCAAAGUACCCGAAGAAGAGAAGCAAAGAUUGAAAGAGCUAUAUAAAAUCAGCCUUGACAAGGGGGAAGAUUUCCGUUCGAGAGCGAUUGUCCGAGUCUCCAUUUGGGGUAUAACCGGAAGUAGUUGGAGGGAUCCUUUUGAUAUGAUUGAAGAUGCGCCGCCGAGCUAUGAGGAGGUGUCGAAGAUCAAAGGGAUUCUGUAA
This is a messenger RNA of Penicillium salamii, 804 nucleotides long. The record is from the annotation of a GenBank genome assembly. Lineage: Eukaryota; Fungi; Ascomycota; Eurotiomycetes; Eurotiales; Aspergillaceae.